Molecule: messenger RNA, 556 nt
Organism: Cimex lectularius (bed bug)
Lineage: Eukaryota; Metazoa; Arthropoda; Insecta; Hemiptera; Cimicidae
Exons: 2
Coding region: 102-458 (118 amino acids)
Source: RefSeq, a predicted model, not a curated record
UAAACUUGUGUAAUAUGACUUAAAAUGACCGUGACGUUGGCUGUUGUCUCAGAAUCUUUUCAAUUUUAAAAGUGUCGACCAAUUUCUCUCUCACAACACUCAUGAUCAAGACGAAUAGUGUGAGGAGCGGCCGAAAGUUGCGAGUUGACUUGAGAAGAUCAGAGUUCCUUGAGAAGAUCGCUGUUUCGUCUAGACGGUUAGGGUGGCAGUUUUACAAUGGGAUGUCAUGCGCAUAUAUAGAAAAGUGUGGGACCAUCUUGAGGAACACCAGCUCGGAAAAACCGGUCAUUGAGGUGGUUGUGAAAUAUAAGGGCGUUACUUGGUGGGGAAAUGAUGCUCUUGAACAGCAGCACAACUCGGUAUUAAACUCGAUAAAAAACCCUUCGAUUAUGGCAAGAAAAGCCCCAGAACGGUACAACCCCCAACUCAAGGUAGGAGAGGUUAUGUCUACCACGUGAUUACUGUUUUAUAGUUCAGUGGUACGGUCGGGAAUUUAAUUUACAUUACAGAAUUAAAUUUUUGCUUCCUCCAUUAAACCUUGUGUCUUCCUGCUUGU